Molecule: messenger RNA, 204 nt
Organism: Canariomyces notabilis
Lineage: Eukaryota; Fungi; Ascomycota; Sordariomycetes; Sordariales; Chaetomiaceae
Exons: 3
Biological process (GO): mitochondrial respiratory chain complex assembly
Cellular component (GO): mitochondrion
Source: RefSeq, a predicted model, not a curated record
AUGACGUCCAUGACAGGUACUGAUGCGGAUCCCUGGAACCCAGAGACGAAAAACAAGUUCGAAUCGAAGAGUAGGAGUGAGUUCCUCGACCCAUGUCAAGAGGCCGCUUCCCGGAGCAUUCGAUGUCUGCAUCGCAACGGGGGCGAUCGGACCAUGUGCGGGGAUUAUUUCCAGGCUUACAGAGACUGCAAGAAAGCUUGGGUA